Nematocida major is the source of this 879-nucleotide messenger RNA. RefSeq names its product G2/mitotic-specific cyclin 2. Bases 1 to 879 code for a protein of 292 amino acids. The record is from RefSeq and is a predicted model, not a curated record. Gene Ontology annotation, cellular component: cyclin-dependent protein kinase holoenzyme complex; nucleus; centrosome. The transcript has a single exon. NCBI's taxonomy places the organism in Eukaryota, Fungi, Microsporidia. Gene Ontology annotation, molecular function: cyclin-dependent protein serine/threonine kinase regulator activity. Gene Ontology annotation, biological process: regulation of cyclin-dependent protein serine/threonine kinase activity; G2/M transition of mitotic cell cycle.
AUGAAAGUAACUGAUGAAAAUAAUAUAGCAACUGUGCGCAGUAGAAAGGUGAAAAGGAAAGCCUUCGCAGAUAUUCACAAUAGAAAGCAGAAAUCCCAAUUGGACAUGAUUGAAGAAUCUUUGAAAGCUGACAUUACUGCGGUGUCAGAGUAUUCCCACGAGAUACUCACGCACUACAUAAAGGACCAGGAGAACUACAUGGCGUCUCCAAACUACAUGGAGUUUCAGGAGGAAAUAAGAUGGGCGAUGCGAGCUGUGCUGAUAGACUGGAUCAUAGACGUGCACCACAAGCUGACCCUUCUCCCGGAGACGCUGUAUUUGUCUGUUAACUUAAUAGACCGGUUUCUUUCUCUUAGGAUUGUGACAAUAGGAAAGCUGCAGCUGGUUGGGGUUGCUGGGCUGCUCAUUGCCUCAAAGUUCCAGGAAGUGGCGUCGCCUUCUGUGGAGACGUUUGUCAUUCUCACGGACCGGAGCUUUACCGAAAACGAAAUACUCCGGGCAGAGAAGUAUAUGCUGCACUGCCUGGAGUACAAGAUAAACUUUCCCUCUCCCCUGAACUGGCUUAGGCACUGCUCGCACAAUAAAGAAGUUGCGAGCCUGGCGACUGUAAUACUGGACUCCUUGCUGCCAGACGAAGGCUUUUUGAAAUAUUCUCCUUCUGUCCUGGGGACGUCUGUGUCGUAUGUGGCCAGGACGCUUAUGCCGCAGGAGAAAAGAGAGUUUGAGGUAUUUAACAAGUUUGCAAUGCACUCCAAAAACGAGCUGGAAAAAUGUAUAGACGAGAUAAAAGAGUAUCUACAAAAACCUAUCCUGCACAGUUCUAUUUUCAAGAAGCAUGGAACUUCAUUCACUAAAUAUUUAGAUGCUCUCAACAAAUAA